This is a messenger RNA of Paramuricea clavata, 902 nucleotides long. The record is from the annotation of a GenBank genome assembly. Lineage: Eukaryota; Metazoa; Cnidaria; Anthozoa; Malacalcyonacea; Plexauridae.
AUGCUGGAGGGCAGGCCGUUCACCUUGUUCACCGAUCACAAGCCGCUGGUGGGAGCCAUGGCGAAACCAGCCACCAUGUCGCUCCAGCGACAGCAAAAUCAGCUGAGUUACGUAAGUACGUUUACCACCGAUAUUCGCCAUGUGAAAGGAAAAGACAAUCUCGUCGCCGACUGCCUCUCCCGUCCAACGCAGGUGGACGCCAUCACCCGGGCCAUGGCCCGGGCUAACCCAGACCUCGCCCCGGACGACAUCCCGCUGCCGGAACGCCGGGCUCCCCGGCAACCAGACGUGCAACCGGCAAGAUUCGAAGAGGUCCAAGACGAACUCCACCGUGACGGGCACCCUUACGACGACGCGGAACCGCAAGUACCCCCCCAGCGGGCGCCACCUGCGGCUCAAGCACCGCAGCGGCUCGCUCCACGACCGGCAGUGCCCCAACCGACAGGCGACCCGCUCGAUCCCGGAUUCCUCGCCGCCGCACAAGCCGCCGACCCUGAGUUCGCCGCCUACCGGACCGCCUGCACCGGCAUGCGGGUGCGACAGGUCCCGGUCGACGGUCACCUCAUCUGGUGUGACACGUCACACGGCAACAACAGGCCGAUCCUACCGGAGGUUUCCAGGAAGACAGCGUUCCUGCGGUUGCACGCCACUUCCCACCCGAGCGUCCGCCAGACAGUGGAGCUCGUGCGACACCACUAUGUCUGGCACGGGCUGAAGAAGCAGGUCGCACAGUGGGCGCGCCAGUGCACAGGCUGCCAGCGGGCGAAGAUACAACGUCACACACAGGCACCUCACGAGCCGUUCCCAUCCCCCUCGGGCCGGUUCCGACACGUCCACGUCGACGUAGUGGGACCCCUGCCGCCAUCAGAGGAGUACCGCUACCUUCUUACCGCCAUCGACAG